AUGCAAAUAUCAAAAGCAAUAAUUUAUGGAACGAUCGCAACUUGGCUUGGCAGAAGAUCAGAUGAAAAGAAAACACAUUCAUGGAUUUGUUAUGUAAGAGGGGCUCAUAAUGAAGACUUAUCCUAUUUCAUUGAUAAGGUAAUAUUUGUUUUACAUAGUUCAUUUGAAAACACCAAUAGAGGUAAAAUAUACAAAUAAAAAUUUAGUUGUCUCUUAACAUCCAUUUGUGAUUGCAGAAACAGGUUGGGGUUAAUUCGAUAUCAUAAUAAAAAUAUAUUUGAAAGGCGAUUAUGAUUAGCCCUUGGUCACAGUGCAUCCAUUAAAACUAUAUCAAAACUAAACACAAAAUAUUCCAUUAACUAGGAAACCUGUUGUGAGCGAACAAUACGAUGAAAUUGUAUUUAUUAACCCAAAAGUAAUUAAUUACUCCUAACUUAGCCUGAACUCUUAGAAAUCUUAAAUGCAAAGCCAAACUAUGAAAACAACUAAGUAGAAGAGGAAGCUCAAGUAGAUUAAAAGGAGCCUGAUUUUGAACAGAUGACUCCUGCAUAAAUAUUGAAAUAUAAUUAGCCGUAUUUCACAAUUUUUGACACAAAUGAAUCUAAGGCAACAAUUGAAAAGGCCAUCUAAAUUGUAAGCCAAGAUAUAUUAGCAGAUUAUAAAAGAAAAGUAAAGUAUCGCAAAUAUAAAUAAAUUAGAAUCAUCAAUUAGACACAGAAAUUUAAGAAUUAUAAAUUGAAUAUGAAAACCUGUAAAAUAAAUUAUCACAAACACAAUAAUGA
This is a messenger RNA of Paramecium octaurelia, 782 nucleotides long. The record is from the annotation of a GenBank genome assembly. NCBI's taxonomy places the organism in Eukaryota, Ciliophora, Oligohymenophorea, Peniculida, Parameciidae.